AUGGUAACUCCAACGCAAAGGAAAAAACAGCGUUCCAAUCAACCUCGAUUGACGAGAAAGAAUCACAACAAAAAAGCAAAAGCAAAACUUUAUGGUAAUGGUAUUGUUCGUGAGAAUUGGGAUAUACAUGCUACAUUAACGCAGAAUUACGAGCGAAUGGGUCUUGUAGUCACUCCCAAUUAUGUUACGGGUGGUAAAGAAAAAAUCAACCCAGAUCCCAAACCUGAAACGAAUAAAAACAAGGGCGAACCUACCGAAGACGAGUUAGAAGAACUUCGUAAAAGCUUGGGUCCUGGAGAGGCUAUUGUUCGAAGAGAUGAUGAAGGAAAUAUCAUUGAAAUUAUUCAUGGUAAAGAGCGUACUUUUGAUGAUAUUCUAGAUGAAGAUGUGAAAGCUGUCCCGGCCAAGACUGAAGUCACAAGGAAAUUAGAAGAAGAAGCCUCACGGAAAGAUAAACCUCGUAAGAAACUUCCCUUGAGUGCCUUUGAGUUGUCUUACAUGACUAAACUACUAAAGAAGUAUGGCCCCGAUAAUUUCGAGAGCAUGUCAAAAGAUAUGAAGUUGAACCCGAAACUCAUAAGCUCUGCCAAGCUUAAGCAAAUGUACAGCCGUAUGCAAGCAUAA
Messenger RNA from Schizosaccharomyces osmophilus, 624 nucleotides. RefSeq names its product ribosome biogenesis protein Nop16 (gene nop16). Lineage: Eukaryota; Fungi; Ascomycota; Schizosaccharomycetes; Schizosaccharomycetales; Schizosaccharomycetaceae. The record is from RefSeq and is a predicted model, not a curated record. Gene Ontology annotation, biological process: ribosomal large subunit biogenesis. Gene Ontology annotation, cellular component: nucleolus. Bases 1 to 624 code for a protein of 207 amino acids. The transcript is spliced from 2 exons.